AUGGACAUCGACGUCGUUGCACCAUCCUAUACGAUCCUCCGCAUAAAACGGAAGCGGAAUGAGGAGCCGCUUGAUGCACUAGUGGUCGAGUCAAGACGAAAGAAGAAGUCUCGUGGAGGUGCUGCAGGGCUUGGGGUCGGCGCGGGAGUCUUCCAGUUUGCCCAGACGGUGGAAAAUGACGCCUGGGAUGAUGAACGCAAGAAGCGCGAUAUCGAGGACCAAGUCUCGCGUCUGGCGGCGGCCGAAGCCACAACACCUGCUGUAGCCGCCCAAUCGAAAGCUCUACCCCGGGGUCCUCCAUCGCCAACGGUGGCAAAAGAGGACACACAACGACGAUAUAAGGUCAUCAUGCAGGAACAACCAGAGAGACCGCUGAAACGACGGUUUCCUUCAAGCCCUCCUAAAGUUCUUUCUGCCAAAGACCUCGAAGCCGCCAAACCAAAAGACACCGGUUUUACGCUGUACGAUGCAGUCCUUUCCGGAGACAAGUCUGCUUCGAUGGGGAAUGACGACGAGUUGGACAAAUUCCUGCCGAUGUUGAGCGAUUAUCUGAACAUCAAUGACAUCACCGUCCCCAGCGACCUCUCUUCCUCCACGUCAUCCGACGACUAUGUCUGGGAUGUCUUUUACCAUAGAGCGGCCACCUUGAGUGAAUGGAAUGCCGCUGCGAAUGUCGGGACACUCACUGGUCUGCCUCCGUCGGUAACCGAUCCUUAUGAUUCCGCCUCAGACUCGGAAGAAGAGGAUGAAGCGGACGAGGAUUCAAAUGCGGAGGAAUAUUACAAAAACGACUAUCCCGACGAGGAGGAUAGCUCAGAAGAAGAGCGAUCUAGUGACGACUUUUACGAUGAUUCAGAUGAUGGGAUUUAUGAAGCCAACGACUCUGAUCAUGAAUGGAGGUAA
Mycena indigotica is the source of this 903-nucleotide messenger RNA. RefSeq lists its product as uncharacterized. Gene Ontology annotation, biological process: developmental process. The record is from RefSeq and is a predicted model, not a curated record. Bases 1 to 903 code for a protein of 300 amino acids. NCBI's taxonomy places the organism in Eukaryota, Fungi, Basidiomycota, Agaricomycetes, Agaricales, Mycenaceae. The transcript is spliced from 8 exons.